AUGGCAAAUAGGAAUGAGAGGUUGUCAUGCGACCCGGAUGACGACCGGCGCUGUCUCGCGUCUAGGGCGAGCAGUGUGAAAUUGGCGACAGGGCACGUAGAUGUGGAUCUCUGGGCAUCGCGUGUGAAAUGUACUACCAGAAGUCAUGGUCAUGUUCGAGGAAGAGAAGUGAUGCCAGCUAGAAAUCAAAUGCAGAUUGCCACAUGGAACAUCCGAGGUGCAAAACAAGUAGGCAAGUUGAAAAUCAUCCUAAACGAAAUUUCUAGGUGCACUGUUAAUAUUUGCGGGUUGUCCGAAACACAUUGGAAAGGCAACGGUCAUUAUAAAAGUGAGAAUUACACUAUAUACUACUCAGGACAAGAAGACGGGAGCAGCAAUGGUGUUGCUUUUGCUGUGUCAGACAAAAUAAACAAAUAUGUAGUCGGCUACGAGGCAGUAAGCUCACGAAUUAUAACAAUGCGUUUAAGCUGCAAACCGUGCAAUCUGAAUCUUAUACAAAUACAUGCUCCAACUACAGAUGCAGAUGAUGGUGAGAUAGAAGGGUUUUAUACCUCAUUAGAAACAGUUUUUUCUCGUUUUUCAUCUAAAGAAGUUACAAUAAUUAUGGGAGAUUUUAAUUCAAAAAUCGGCGAAACAAUACAGGACAAUCAUAUACGCAGCACGGUUGGCAAGUACGGGUUGGGAAUACGUAAUGAAAGAGGAGAAAGGUUAAUACAGUUCUGCCUGGAUAAUAAUUUAUCUAUCUGUAACUCUCUUUUUCAACAACGCCGCCUCUAUACAUGGACAUCUCCAAAUGGUAUACACAGAAAUCAAAUUGAUUACAUUCUUAUUAAAAACCGUUGGAGGAGUUCAAUUCUGUCAACCAAAACACUACCCGAAGCUGAUUGUGGAUCCGAUCAUCAACUUCUGCAAUCAACAUUUCGAUUGAAACUAAAAGUACCCAAUAGGAAAGUAACCCGUGUCGUGCCACCACUGAUAAACAACGAGGCUUUUCGUGAAAGGCUAGAAAAUGAACUAAAUAAUCAACAAUCGGUUACUAGCAGCAUACAAACCUCUACAUAA
Messenger RNA from Sitophilus oryzae (rice weevil), 1062 nucleotides. Its product is annotated as craniofacial development protein 2-like. NCBI's taxonomy places the organism in Eukaryota, Metazoa, Arthropoda, Insecta, Coleoptera, Curculionidae. Bases 1 to 1062 code for a protein of 353 amino acids. The record is from RefSeq and is a predicted model, not a curated record. Gene Ontology annotation, cellular component: nucleus. Gene Ontology annotation, biological process: chromatin remodeling. Gene Ontology annotation, molecular function: catalytic activity. The transcript has a single exon.